CCUCGAAUACGUGUGGAUCGACACUUGCUGUAUCGACAAGUCAAGUAGUGGCGAGUUGGUAGAGGCCAUCAACUCCAUGUACAGCUGGUACGCACAGGCCGAGGUCUGUUACGCCUACCUCUCGGACCUCAAGACGACUGCGCCCCUGGAAACAUUGACCAACUGUCACUGGUUCUCGAGGGGAUGGACUCUCCAGGAACUCAUCGCUCCUAAGCGUAUGAUUUUCUUCGACGAGAACUGGAACCAGAGGGGCACAAAGAAGGACCUCGUCGACAGACUCUCGCACAAAACGGGCAUUCCCAAAGCAAUUCUUCUGCACCAGAGGCCGCUCUCCUCGGUGUCCGUUGCGCAAAAGAUGUCGUGGGCAGCAGGCAGGAAAACGACCAAAGUCGAGGAUACGGCGUAUUGUCUCCUUGGCAUUUUUGGUGUUCAUCUCCCCUUUCUGUACGGCGAGGGCCACCGAGCCUUCCGGCGACUGCAAGACACCAUUGUCAGCUCGGUGCCCGACUUGAGCAUCUUUGCCUGGAAGCUGCAACCACCUCCGUCCUCAACAGACCCGGCCGAAAGAAACUUGCAGCGCCGCGAGUAUUGCGGUGUCUACGCGCCGUCACCCUCCGCAUUCGCCGCAUCUCGAUCCUUCGUGAAGCGAAAGGCAUUUGGCCGGCCGGAGCUGCUGCCCAUGAACGGCAGCAUCAUGGCCAGGAUGCAGUUCUUGAUCGAGAUGACGCCGAAGAACGGAGGAUACCGCUAUCUCCUGCCGCUCGAUUGCCACCCAGAAUCCAAACCGGACGUCACACUUUAUGUCCGACUCCGGAAACUUGGUCACAACGAGUUCGUGCGGGAAAACCCGUACGAUGUUGUUGAGUUCCCCCAGACCAAACUGCUGGACCGCCCUAUCAUCCCGGUCAGCCGCUAUCUCCUGCCGGAGCUGCCUUUCCAUGAAGAAGACGCGUUGAUCGGGCAAAUCCCAAGAAAUCCAAAUGCUGACUUCGUUGGUCAGACUCGCACUUGUGCCCUCCAAGUCAAACUGCCCGAAGGGAUGUGGCUGCAUAUGCUGGACGUCUGGCCUGGCCAUCGCUUUGACGCAGAGGAUCACAUCUUUUACCUCGGCGGUCAUGAUGCAGGGCACGACUCCGCCAUGGCGCGUCUCAGGGGAGGUCGUCUUUCAGAAGCAGGAGAACCCAUGCAAGUCGAUUUCGAGUGCAUCUUCUGUGCCGCCGGCUGGUCGUCGACGAACCCAGACUCGCGCCAAUGCACCGUGCUCGAUUACGGCAGAUUUGCGUCGGCCCUGUCCGAGUUCCGGGCAGAGGUCUGCGGCUGGGACUUUCGGACGAGCCACUUCCUGGAACGACUGGUCUACCACGGGAUGCCCAGGGCUUCCUCAGCUGUCGUCCAAGGGAAGAAAUCCCGUAUGCACGUGUCUUUCAAGGGGAGCCUGGUGCAGGAUCCCAAUAUCUGCCGGAAUAAGUUCUGGAGGAUUGAGUUUUUAUGUUCACCUUGCGAAGAGCAUGAUGCUCAGGCGUCUGAUGGUGCACGGAUUGACAGAACCGUUUGAUUCGCAAAAGACCCGACCGUACCAAGAGUUGGGUGGCACCCAUCUUCAAAGCUCCUUAUCUCUGUCCGGAGGACAAUUUUGUUGCCAAAC
Molecule: messenger RNA, 1645 nt
Organism: Parathielavia appendiculata
Lineage: Eukaryota; Fungi; Ascomycota; Sordariomycetes; Sordariales; Chaetomiaceae
Exons: 1
Coding region: 77-1555 (492 amino acids)
Source: RefSeq, a predicted model, not a curated record